AUGUCCGGCAAUGCAUUUGCUGUCGUCUAUGUGGAUCGCAAGACGCCCAUAACAGGUUUCCUGAACAAGAAUCUCGAUGGAUUGAAACAAGAGAACUGCUCCAAUGAGACUGAGCGCAACAUCCGCACCAUCAUGGCUGCCUUUGGCCAAGCUCAUGUUUGUGCCGAUGGCGUCUCUUGCUUGACGACAAUUGCACAGCUCGAUGAUUCCCGCAACCCUAACCCCAUUGUCGUGCUUCUCGAUAUGCCCCAAGACGACGAGCCCCCCGUCCGUAGGACCUCAUGGGAUUCCAACCCUCCUUCACCGUUAGUAGGGAAGCGCCCCAAGGUGGAGCGAAAUGAGCCGAGCGAUGUAUAUGGCGUCCACUUGCUAGCAUACUUGUCUUCGGAGAUUCAACAGCGCGUUCGUUCAAGGCUCGUCAUUCCGAUCGCUGUUCUUGCUGGCAAGACCGACUUAUUGGCUGAACCCACACGUAUGUCUCGUUUCUUGGAUGCUGGUGCCAUCGAUGUACUACCCAGUCCACUCGGGCUCGAUAGAGUCCAAGGCCUGGCUGUUCACGCAUACCGUACAUAUAAGGAGGUCACACGUGACGCCGCGAGCUUCGUGCUUGAAAAAAGAAACAGGAAGCUUUCAUGGGUGGGAAUCGAUGAAGAGCGUCCAUACGCCUACCUACGAGAGGUCAUGGUUUCCGGCCUGAUGAACGGCAUUUGUAACCCUGACUCGGUCGGCGAGUUUAUCGAUCCAAGCGAACUCAAAAUUGGCGAUCAAAGGAAAGCUGCUGUGGAGCAGGCCGUAGGCACUUGGGCGUUCUCAGCUCAUGACUUCGAUUCGGACGAGCUCCUAUACGCUGCUUUGACCAUGCUCCAGCAUGCCCUGCAGAUGCCCGAGUUGGAAAAAUGGCGCAUUUCCAUCGAUGAUCUUACCAUCUUCCUCUUCGCUUGCAGGCACGCAUACAACGACUUUGUUCUGUAUCACAACUUCCGUCACAUUGUUGAUGUUCUACAAGCCGUCUUCUACUUCCUCCUCCAGAUAGGCAUUUUGCCUCCUUACCCUAGCUCACAAGAUCAGGCUCCCAGGGCAGACCUUGCGCCAGUAGCAUCAUUGCUACAGCCAUUUGAUGCCUUGACUUUGCUCAUCUCCGCGAUCGGCCACGAUGUCGGUCACCCUGGUGUGAACAACGCCUUUUUGGUCGCUUUGAAUGCGCCGCUCGCUCAACUCUACAAUGACCGUUCGGUCUUGGAGGCCUUCCAUUGCGCAGCCUACUCGCAGAUCCUUCGCAGAUAUUGGCCACGAGCUUUUGCUGAUAUCCCCAUGCGCAAGUUGAUGAUCAAUUCAAUUCUGGCUACCGAUAUGGGCCUCCACUUCAAGUACAUGAUUGACAUGGGCAACUUACAAGAAAAGCUUUCGUCGAACGAAGACAGCAUCGAGGGUUGGACACCCAAAGCUCUCGAAGAGACUAGAGAUCUCGUCUGCGGGUUGUUGAUGAAGUGCGCUGAUAUCAGCAAUGUGGCACGCAAAUACGAUGUUGCAGCACGAUGGGCUGUCAUCCUCACAGACGAGUUCUCCAACCAAGGCGCCAUGGAGAAGGAGCUUAAUCUGCCAACCUGCUUGUUUGGCGGCCCUCCAGACCGUGAGGACUUGGUAAAGUUAGCAGAGUCUCAGAUUGGUUUCAUGAGUAUCUUCGCCGGACCUCUUUUCGAGGGUAUCACAGCAAUUUUGCCAGCCAUGAGUUUCUCUACCGUUGAGAUCGAGUCGAACAGAACCGUCUGGGAGGAGAAGAUUCAUAUCGAAAAAUUGAGAAGAGGAAACCUUCUGCCGACUCCAAUGGCUCAACCUUCGCCGCUCCGAACCGAGCUCUCCGUGGCUGAGGAGGAAUCUGAAGACAGCAGGGAGGAUGACAUUCCACCUGAACGAGAUUCUCUCUUUGGUCCGUCUCGUACGUCACAAACACAAAACGAAGCACAAGCGAUCAAGCCUGACAAUGCUCGGGCCAAUCCAGAACCGGCAUCACCCACUUCACCUGCCAGAGUUCGUCCAACCUCGGCAUCACCUCUUAAGAGCAACAAAAAGAAGUCGAGCACAGGGAGUUUCCAUGCACCAUUCUCUGUCCCAUUUCACCAACAUACAAACUCACGUCGAUCUUCAAAGGAUGCCGCACUUGAACAACUCGAACAAUUGCAACUGGGCCAGCUAAGCAGUUUCUCUCGUAUCGAGAACCAGAACCAUGACGGUGCUCGCCGGGGCAGUGGCGAUGCUUCUCUGACAACAAUUCUUGUCCGCAGCCAAACAGCACAGAGCAGACAGGAACCCGACUCACCAACGAAGCCGCCGCCAUCUCCUAACAGGCAGACUACAAGACCGCUUUCACCGCCCUCUCAAGCUGGCGUCUCGUCUUCUGUUCCUUCGUCUCGCAGUCAUGCCACUAGUAAUGCAACUGCAACGACUGCGACGUGUGCGCAUUCACCGACCUCUACACGGCCAUCUUCGGUAGAAGAAACGGAAGGUGAGACUCCGAAAGGAAUACAACCACCUCCUGUGUUAUCACUAGAAAAUCCGUUCUUGCACCCCAACUCAAGUCCGGAUCUACACGGCAGGGAAAGGAUAUCGCAUUCAGCACCAGAUAUUAGCAACAUCCCAGAAAUGCGUACGAGCAAAGUUAGUUCAGUAUCGCAUAUCACAGCAGACGGCGAUGAGGGCGAUGAAAAUCGCGGCAUGUCACAGACACCUCAUGGGAUUCGAGAGAGCCGUAGCCGAAGCAGGCUGAGAGGGCUUCGCUUCUGGAGGAAGAGGUGGAAGAGCCCUGGCCCCGGUACCGAGGUUGAUACAGAGCUAUGA
Aureobasidium melanogenum CBS 110374 is the source of this 2835-nucleotide messenger RNA. RefSeq names its product HD-domain/PDEase-like protein. The transcript is spliced from 6 exons. Gene Ontology annotation, molecular function: 3',5'-cyclic-nucleotide phosphodiesterase activity. Gene Ontology annotation, biological process: signal transduction. The record is from RefSeq and is a predicted model, not a curated record. The coding region runs from base 1 to 2835 and encodes 944 amino acids. Lineage: Eukaryota; Fungi; Ascomycota; Dothideomycetes; Dothideales; Saccotheciaceae.